UCCUAGUCGAAGUCAAGGAGAACUUUGAUUCUUCAGGCAUCUCUCGCGCAGAACACGGACUUUUCUAUAGGAGCGCGAGGACGUUUGGACACCUCAGAGAUGCCUUUUAUGGUUUCAGUCGGUGAUAUCGCUCCCUUUAUGUUGAGUACAAAACUGAAAAAAAUGUGCUCAUUCUGAGGCGCAAAGGAGACCUUUCUGUUGGAUUUCCAUUACAGUCCGGAGACGUGAUGUCUGCCAGCGCUCGCGCCCUGUUCUUAGUAUUGCUGAGUGUGCUUCAGGCAAACGGCCAGAUGGAGAUGAAGAGGGUGGUUGGAGACAAUGCCACACUGCCAUGCCACCAUCAGCUGUGGCAAGCUGACACCUCCUUACUUGACAUUGAGUGGAUGCUGCAUAAAUCCAGCACACGGCAGAAAGUGGUGAUCACGUACUUUGCGGGUCAAAUCUACAACCCCUAUGAGAGUGAGGAGGGACGCCUGUCCCUGGCAGGCGAGUUCCUGAAAGGCGACGCUUCGCUCAUGAUCAGCGACCUCUUGCUCACCGACUCUGGAGAAUACAUCUGCAAGGUCAAGAAUGGCGGGAAGUACUACUGGAACACAGUCAACCUCAUUGUGCUCUUGAAGCCGUCUAAACCACGCUGUUGGAUGGAGGGACGUCUGCUGGAAGGAAGUGAUGUCAAAAUGAGCUGUAAGUCCACAGAUGGUUCUGACCCAAUCAGCUACAAAUGGGAGACAGUCCUGGACAAGGGAAAAUAUGCCGGGAAGCUCCCACCUCUGGCUCUCAUAGAUUUAAAGAAUCCUGAGAUAGUAACGUUGAAAAAUCUGACGAGGGAAAGCGCAGGCAUCUAUAAAUGCACCGCCAGCAAUGAUGUCGGGGAAGAGAGCUGCACUCUAGAGGUCAAAGUUCACUAUGUCCGUGGCAUGGGUGUGGUGGCUGGCGCCGUUGUGGGUGUGUCCUUUGGUGUUCUCCUCAUCAUCCUCAUUGUCUGGCUUGUUUUUCGCCACAAGGUGAAAGAGAAAAAGAAAUAUGAAGAGGAAGAAGCACCUAAUGAAAUAAGGGAGGAUGCAGAGGCUCCCAAAGCCAAAUUGGUGAAGCCUAACUCUCUCACCUCCUCCCGAUCUGGUAGUUCUCGCUCAGGGGCAUCCUCCACUCAGUCGAUGGUGCACAACAGUGCCCCCCGUGGCCCCAGGCCUCGCCUACCAGUUGUAGCUGCUCUUAAAGAGGGCGGGCAGCCCGGAAACUACCCUCCAGUACCGCCAGCAUAUAACCACGUGGUUCCUAAACUUCUAGAGCCCGGCAGUAGCCCCAAACCCAGCCCGGCAAAGCUAAACCCGGGCAACCUUGCCAGGAUGGGCGCCACACCUGUGAUGAUCCCUGCCCAAACCAAGGCAUUUCAGACUGUAUAGGAAUACCUACGGACCAAAUAUACACACACACACACACACACACACACACACACACACACACACACACACACACAUAUAUAUACAUACAUACUGUAUAAACAGUUGUGGGCAAAAAUAUUGGCACCCUUGAUAAAUAUGAGCAAAGAAGGCUGUGAAAAAUCACAUCACAGCUGGAGAAUUGCAGAAAUUAGUUGGGUCUUUGAGUCAUAAAGUCUCCAAAACUACAAUUGGACAUCACCUGCAUCACCACAAGUUGUUUGGGAGGGCUCCAAGAAAAAAAAAACUCUUCUUCCAUCCAACAACAAACUCAAGCAUCUUCAGUUUGCCAUACACAAUUGGAACUUUAAAUGGGACUGGGUUCUAUGGACAGAUAAAACAAAAAUAGAGCUUUUUGGCAGCAAACACAAGAAAUGGGUUUGGCGCACACUGAGAGGUAGCCAUAUGGAAAAGUACCUCAUGCCCACUGUAAAAUAUGGCAGUGGAUAUUUAAUGUUGUGGGGAUGUUUUAAUCCCAGAGGUCCUGGACGUCUUGUUUGGAUACAUGGCAUCAUCGACUCCAUCAAAUACCAACAUAUAAAAAAAUCAAAACCUCUGCAAGAAAGCUUAAAAUGGGCCCUAGUUGGGUCUUCCAGCAGGCCAAUGAUCCAAAACACAAAUCAAAAUCAAAACAAAAAUGGUUCACGGACCACAAAAUCAAGGUUUUUCCAUGGCCAUCCCAGUUCCAUGGUCAUCCCAGUUUUUCUUUUUUUCUUACAAUUGUUUGAUAUUGAUUAUUAGAGGAUAGAUUUUGGGGAAUAUUUUGAAUGAAAGAUCAAAAGGAUAAACAAAGACAUUAUUUUCACAAACUUCUUUGCUCAUAUUUACCAAGGGUGCCAAUAUUUUUGGCCACAACUGUAUACACACACAGCACUGAACGGAUAUGUCGAUUCCCAGAUCUGGUAACAGGAAUGUUCCCCAAGGAUUUCUCAUUUCUACAUCUAUGGAAAACUCACAGAGGUGGUCAAGCCAUUUAAAGAAACAUAAUGCCCCUCUGUUGGAAGUGAAAUGUUUUUUCCGCACUUCGCCGACCUCAAACAUCUCACAUUUUUGCCACUGAUGUGCACAUUGAAGUGGAAGGGGACCCCUUGUGGAGUGCAUGUAUUUUUAAAGGGUAAAGACAAGAAAUGAAGGGGGUUUCGGAAAGGAGGGCUUUCUGUUGUUAUGUUGCAUUUGAACAAACGCGGCAGAGUUGAACAGUGAUAAAGCUCUGCCUUUACUCAGACAGACAGCCUGUCUACCUGACCACACUCUUACAGUCUGCGCUUGGUUAAAACGGACAGUUACAGAAACUCACAUGAAGUGGGCUCUUUUUCAGCAGCAGUGUGUACACCCCCACAAGGAUUCACACCUGCCACACAUUUCCUCAGCCAAUCAGCAUUUGCCAGGCAGCCCUGCACGCAUCACACCUCAACAGCCAAUGGCAGGCCACCUACUGGGCACAGACACUACGAUUGGCCCAAAACAAGGAGAACAACCAAAUAAACACACCACAACAUAAAGGAUAACAGUACAUUUGUUUGUUGCUCAUUAAAGUAAGUAAAUGUAAGUAUUCCAUAUGUAAUAGGUAUUUAUAAGAAUUCCACAUAAAUAUUUUAUUUAAAGUAUCUAACAGUAUCUAAAAACCAUUUGUGACGUGUGUCAAGUUUAUUCCCUUUAAUGCAUUCAUUCACAGUUGCAAACAUGUCUUCAUGAUUAUGCAAACAGUAAUGUGCUUGUUUUUCUGGAUUGGGAAAUGGUUUGGAUGCUUCGCUCCUGGUUCUUGGUAUUUGCAAUUAAAAUCAUAUCUCUGGUUGGUCUAUUCUAUUAGAUGAAUGUUGAAUGAAGAUGGGUCAUGCUUAUUCUGUUUUGGUUUGUUUGAAUUAAAUGGAUCUGUCAAUUUAUUGCUGUGUCUAAAAAAUGUCAGUGAAACCUAAUGAGCAGGCCCACACAGAAAUCUCAGUAGAUUUCUGCACAAUUGGAAUGCCGUCAUUCAUAAAUUUCUUCAUAUACCGCAGCCAUUGUGCUUUAUAUUAAACAUGUAGGUUUAUUUGAUAUAUGCAUAUAAAGCAUCUAUAAUAAUAUAGUACUUUCAGCUUUUUUAAGAUAAUAUCAUUUAUUUAUUUUUAAAUCUAUUAUGCAGAUUUCCAGCAAAAUCAAUGCAGAAAUUUUUUUGUGCAGAUUCUGUCUGAGCCUGUGAAAGAGCGAUCUUUUGAAUGUGUUCGAUAUGGCUAUUUUUGCAAUUUUAUUAUUAUUAUUCAACAAUUUAGUUUUAAGUUUUCUUUUGGCUUUUAGCAUCAUUGUAACUGCUUUAGGUUAGAAGCUUUAAACACUUAAGGGCAGAUAUGAAUUCACUAUUUUAUUAAACAACACUCUUUUUUGCAACCUAAUUGUAUUAGGUUAUUCUAAUGUCAUUGCUUAUAUACAUUCUAAUUUCCACUGUUUUACCAUCUAAAAUUAUCAUAACAUUGAAUUUACAAUUUAAUGCUUGGAGUGGCAUUCACACUCUGAACAGCACAGAACCAGAUGGCAAAAUUUUCUUUUCGACCACUUUAGUAAACAUCAGGGGGAUUUAACAUGGAUGUCUCCCUGCAAAGAGAAUUAUUUAUUUAUUCGGAAUAAAUUAGACGGAUGAAGAAGAUCUCUAAGGGUAAAACCCAGGGAUAUUUCACCCAAAAAUUAGAGUUCUCUCAUCAUUUACUCACCCUCAUGCAUCCCAGAUGUGUAUGACUUUUUUUCUUCUACAGAACACAAACAAUAUCUCCGCUCUGUAGGUCCAUACAAUGCAAGUGAAUGGUGGCCAGAACUUUGAAGGUCCAAAAAGCAUUUAAAGACAGCAUAAAAAUAAUCCAUAACACUUCAGUCAUUAAAUCUAUAUAUUCCAGUGAUAUGAUAGGUGUGGGUGAGAAACAGAUCAAUAUUUAAAUCCUUUUUUACUAUCGAUCUCCACUCGCACUUUCACAUCCUCCUUUUGUUUUUGUCGAUUCACAUUCUUUGUAGAUAUUACCACCUACUGAACAGGGAGGAGAAUUUAUAGUUAAAAAAAUGACUUAAAUAUUGAUCUGUUUCUCACCCACACCUAUCAUAUAACUUCUGAAGACUUGGAUAAAACCACUGGAGUACUUUUAUGCUGCCUUUAUGUGCUUUUUGGACCUUCAAAUUUCUGGCCACUAUUCACUUGCAUUGUAUGGACCUACCGAGCUGAGAUAUUUAGAAAAUCUUAGUUUGGGAUCAGAAGAAGGAAAGUCUGGGAUGACAUGAGGAUGAGUAAAUGAUGAGAGAAUUUCAAUUUUUGGGUGAACUAUCCAUUUAGGGAAAUAACCAUUUUUAUUUCCAAAUAACCCAGGAAUAUUUAUUUCUAUGUUUGUGUGCAUGCAACAAAAUUUUGUCAUAGUGUUUAUUCAGAAGGACAGUACUUGGCGAGGCAGAAGAACCAAAGGCUGACCUUAUUUAUUGAAAUAUUUCAGAAGGCCAGUGCAAAAGUACACAGGAUGUCGACCCAGUUUCUUUGAUUUAGCUUCAGCUCACAGCCUGCUCAAUUUUCUCAGUUUGAAAUCUAUUUCAAAUGACGAGGAAAGUGGGGAAAUAAAGUCAGAAGUCUAAGUACAUUCUUGCAACCCGCUGCUCCUGUAUGGCUGAGUCUGCUGUUGAUAUGCGCUGAGACGCACGUUUCAGUUGAGUUUUGUUCGGUAUGUCACAGCUGAAUAGUUUGAAUGCUGAGCUCUAAUGUUAAACACCCUGCAUACAUUUGCUUGAUAUAAUGUGCACCUAAACACAACUGGCAAUGGACCUGCAUGACACAGAUAGCUAAAGAAAGACAAGUAUUUUGGCAGUAUAUUAUAUACUAGCAGCCAAAUAAUAUUAAAGAAAAAAAUAAGGCUAAAAAUUGUAUUAAUGUUAAUAAUGGGCAUUUUGUAUUUACACCAACUGUCAUUAUAAAGUACAGAAUGAACAUUGAAUUACUAUUAUCUUUUAUUUUUUUGUACUUCUACACAUGUGCUCUCUUUAGUUUAGUCAGGUCAGGCUGGUUUUGUUCAAGACUGCAUGAGUUUGAAUACCACAAGCCACACUUUCCUCCUAUCACUUUUUUUUACAUUAUGUCUGUCUUUGGUCAAAAGACAAAAAAUACAUGUAUAUAUCUUCUAUCUUCAAUUCAGAUGUGAUGUAUAUUUGUACAAUAUUUUAAUGAGAUUUUCUUUGGUUUGUAAUAAAGCAUUCAA
Messenger RNA from Xyrauchen texanus (razorback sucker), 5638 nucleotides. RefSeq names its product CXADR-like membrane protein (gene clmpa). NCBI's taxonomy places the organism in Eukaryota, Metazoa, Chordata, Actinopteri, Cypriniformes, Catostomidae. Bases 228 to 1403 code for a protein of 391 amino acids. The record is from RefSeq and is a predicted model, not a curated record. Gene Ontology annotation, cellular component: cell surface; membrane; cytoplasmic microtubule. The transcript has 7 exons.